Messenger RNA from Octopus sinensis (East Asian common octopus), 4023 nucleotides. Its product is annotated as nidogen-1. Bases 57 to 3587 code for a protein of 1176 amino acids. Gene Ontology annotation, cellular component: cell surface; membrane. The record is from RefSeq and is a predicted model, not a curated record. NCBI's taxonomy places the organism in Eukaryota, Metazoa, Mollusca, Cephalopoda, Octopoda, Octopodidae. Gene Ontology annotation, biological process: cell-matrix adhesion. The transcript has 27 exons. Gene Ontology annotation, molecular function: calcium ion binding.
AGGUGAACAAUAAUGGUCACCUGACAUUUGAAACGGAGCUGCCGAAUUACCAGUCUAUGUUAAUUAUACCAUCUGGAUUUAAAAUGAUCGCACCUUUCCUAGCCGAUGUUGAUACUUCGAGAACUGGAAGAGUCUAUUACCGGGAAACUCAAGAUCGGACGCUAAUAUUCAAGAUUCAGUCGUUAAUUGCUCAACAUUUUCCGUCAGUUCGUUUCCGUGCCAGAAGUUUGUUCGUCGCUACUUGGCAUGAAGUUGGAUAUUUCAGCCAGAAAUAUGACAAGACAAAUACUUUCCAGGUUGUUAUUGCUUCCAGCGGUGAUGACUCAUUUGUUCUGUUCAAUUAUGAUGACAAAAUUCAAUGGAUCAAAGGCGAAGGCAAGGGACCACAUCCAGAUCCACCUGCACAGAUGGGAUUCGACUCAGGAGCAGAGCAUUACCAACGAUUGCCUUAUUCUGGAUCAGACGAAGCAGCUAACGUAGCAAACUACUCCAAUAUUGGCGUAAAAGGCCAAUAUUUAUACCAUAUUUCAGACAAGUAUGGCAAACAAAUCAGAGGCCCGCCUGAAAAGGAAGAAAUCGAAGGAUCAGGAACCGACACUCCAAUUUACUCUGGAGAAAUACCAGUUGAUGAAGACUUAGCCUUCUGUAAAAGUGAAAACAACUGUCACCACACGGCCAAAUGUGUAGAUUAUGCAACAGGAUAUUGCUGCCAGUGCUCUUCCGUAACUUAUGGCAAUGGAAUCAAAUGUUUGAAAAUAGAACAUCCUCAACAACUUAACGGCAGAAUUACUCUGACUCUAAAUAAAACCAGAUCAUUUAACUUGAACAGACAUUCAUACAUCAUAAUAACUAGCGGACGUGCCUACACUGUUGUCAGCUCAAUUGCUCAAGAAACUGGUCUUUCGGUCAUUUUAUUGGAUGGCAUAAACAGUUUCCUUGGGUUCUUAUUUGGCACCAUAGAAACUGGAACUUCCAAAAAUGGAUAUAUGAUAACAGGUGGAGAUCUGAAUCACACUGCUAAGGUAACAUUUGAGACUGGAGAAGAAAUUUUAAUCAGGCAAAGGUUUUUCAGCCAGGAUACUGAUCUACACAUGCGAGCUGAGACAAAUAUCACAGGAACUUUGCCAUGGAUACGCAGUGGUGCAGUGAUAGUUAUAGAUAUGUAUAAUGAAGACUUUGUCCAUACGGAACCUGGUGUGUUACGUGCCCGAACUACUCGUGUUUACCGAGUUGAUGGUGUUGGCAAGAAAUACACUUGGGAACAAAAAGUUGAAUUUCACGAAUGCAUACACGACCCUUCAAUCAACAGGCCACAAGUAUUUAGACAUAGCAUCAAAAAAAUAUAUUAUGGAUACAGACAAGACAAACAAACAAUCAGCUUUAUUGCUGCCAGUGGUGUCCGAACUAUUAAAGAUAGUGCCAGCUGUCAAGAUGUUAAUUGUGGAGACAAUUCACGUUGUGUAGUUUCGGAUGAUAGCUACAGAUGUGUAUGUAAUCACGGAUAUGAAAUGGAAAAUUACGAGUGUAAAGAUGUAAAUGAAUGUACUCAAAAAGUCUGCGGUGAAAAUGAAGAAUGUUUCAACGAGCCUGGCUCCUAUAUGUGCCGUUGUAUCACCGGAUAUGAAUCUGAAGGAGGCAAAUGCAAGAAACGAGACUGCCCUGAACAAUGUCAUGAACAUGCUCAGUGUGUCUAUAAUUAUAAUACUCGGUCUCCCAAAUGUGAGUGCAAUGCAGGCUUCAGAGGUGAUGGACAUUACUGUGAACUUAUAGUCUACAGCUGCAAUGAAGUAAACAACUGUGGUAAAAAUGCCGCUUGCGUCUAUUCUCCCGAAGACGGAAGAUAUAAGUGUGAAUGUGAAUCUGGAUUCAGUGGUAAUGGAAUUGAGUGCAGUACUACAGAACUUGAGGAAAAUUGUGAAAAUUGUGAUCAAAAUGCUCAUUGUUUCUUUGACACUGAAAGACUUUACCAUCAUUGCCGUUGUAAUGCUGGCUUUACUGGAGAUGGAAGAACCUGUACUUACAUUGAUACAUGCCGGCAAUGCUCCCCUUAUGCAGAUUGUGUGUUUGAGCAAACUCUCCAACAACAUGUCUGCCGCUGUAAACCACGUUAUGAAGGAAAUGGUCAACAAUGCUCUCCGAGGCGCUGCCCUAGGUGUGGGCAACAUGCUAGAUGCCAAUAUGAUCCAGAACGCAGCACCUAUAGAUGUGUUUGUGAGCCAGGAUACACAGGAGAUGGAAGAUACUGCCAGCCAUCAACUUCAUGCCAUCUUGUCAAUAACUGUGACCAAAAUGCUGACUGUGUGCCAGACAGACGCCAGUCAGGACGCUAUAUAUGUGAAUGUAAAACAGGAUUUAAAGGAAAUGGAUUGAAGUGUGUAGAAAGAGAAAUAAGCUGCAAUCUACAAAACAACUGUCAUGAACAUGCAGUGUGUGUUUAUCACGAUUUAGUACGGCACUACCAAUGCAUAUGCAAGUCUGGUUAUGAAGGAGAUGGAAUCAAUUGCAGAAGGAAGUCACAUGAAACUGACUGUGCCAUCGACCGUGGUGUGUGUCAUGCAUAUGCAGAGUGCCAAGCCAUUAGAGGAAGAAAUGUAUGCGUUUGCCGUCCAGGAUAUCGAGGAGAUGGAAUUCACUGUUCAGCUAUUUCUGAAAGUCAAAACUAUUUGGUAUUUAUAAGAGGAAAAAGUAUAUUGAAGAUGCCUUACUCUCACUCAAGAGACAGAGGAAAGAGGAUUUCAAGUAUACCAGAUCAAACCCCCAUUGCAUUGGCCUAUGACUGUGUUGAGAAGCAAAUAUAUUACAGUGAUAUUGAAAGCUAUACAAUCAGAAAAAUGGAUACAACUGGAAACUAUUCAGGAAUUGUUGUUGAAAAUGUGAAAUCUGAAGGCAUUGCCAUUGACUGGAUAUCAAGGAAUAUGUACUGGACUGAUUCUAGGAAAAAGAGCGUGGAAGUAAUUAAAUUAGAUGGUACUCACCGCAAAACUCUCUUUAACACAAAAAUAAGCAACCCAAGAGGAAUUGUUGUGGAUCCAAUCCGAGGGAUUUUGUACUGGGUUGACUGGAUGCAUGAUAACCCAAGAAUUGAAAAAGCUAAUAUGGAUGGCUCUGACAGACAACUAUUUGUUCACGACGAUCUAAAAUUACCAAAUGCCAUUACUUUAGAUCUUCCUACCAACCAGUUAUGCUGGGGAGAUAAAGUUUUAUCUAAAAUUGAGUGUGUUCACUUCAAUGGUGUUGGAAGACGUGUCUUAUACAAAGUCCAUGGACGUGAGUUUGGAAUCUUUGAUAUGGUAUUUUCUGAUAAUAACAUCUACUGGACAGAUUGGACCAAGUCAACUAUAUCUAAUAUAAAGUGGAAUGCCAAUAAACCAAGUGAACCUUUAAGUACACCAACCGGAGGUCAUGGGAAAAUGUAUGGCAUCACAACUAUAACUGAUUCCUGUCCCCGAAAUACUAAUGCUUGUGCCCAUGACAAUGGAGGCUGUCGUUUCUUGUGUCUUCCAACAUUUGGUUCUGGACGCACAUGCGUGUGUCCUGAUGAUGUUGAUAACAAUGAUUGCAGCAGUGCAGCAUUAUUACAGAUGUAGUUAAUCAAAAUUAAAGAUUCCUGUGAUACCUACAGAAGGUUGAGGAAACCUCUCAGUUUCCAGCAGAAAAGCUACUGCUGCUGCUGCUGCUGCUGCUGCUGCUGCUGCAAAUAUGUCUGUUUUAGAAAGAGAAUAUUGAAUGCUGACAUCUUUUUUUUUUUUUUUGUUUUUCACUCUGGAUGAGCAAAUCCUUUCAUACCUUAUAUAUUAUUUUGAUACAUAAUUAGAAAUUUUUCUAACAGGAUCAAAUAAAAUCGAAAUACUACUAAACGUAUAAAAGGAUAUGACACAUCUGUUUAUCAACAAAUGAGUGAAAAUUAUAAAACUUACUGAAAGCAAAAACCGAUAAGCUUGUAUCAGCAUACGUAUAUUUGAUGACAGCUUAAAAAAAAAAAUUCAUUAGUGAUAUUUGAUAUUUUAGAUAAGAGAAGGUAAA